Anastrepha obliqua is the source of this 5751-nucleotide messenger RNA. RefSeq names its product arfGAP with SH3 domain, ANK repeat and PH domain-containing protein (gene Asap). Gene Ontology annotation, biological process: positive regulation of GTPase activity. The transcript has 15 exons. Lineage: Eukaryota; Metazoa; Arthropoda; Insecta; Diptera; Tephritidae. Gene Ontology annotation, cellular component: cytoplasm. Gene Ontology annotation, molecular function: protein binding; GTPase activator activity. The record is from RefSeq and is a predicted model, not a curated record. The coding region runs from base 1292 to 4867 and encodes 1191 amino acids.
GUUUUUGUAUGAUUAGUCCAUUGUAUCUUCUAUCGCUGUUGUCGCGUACGUGAAGUGAAAUGAAGUGGUCAAAUAUUCAUAUUCAUUCGCCAAUAAAAUGCAAAUAUUUUUAUAAGUAAACGUCGUGAAAAGUGAAAAUACAUAAUAUAAAUUUAUAAAAAUGUAUGACAAGUAAUUUGCUGCGGUGCGGGCACGCUAGCGUCUGUGUGGCUAUUGGGACGUCUGAUUCCAGAGCUGAUAAAGAGAAGUUUCUCUGCUGAUAUUCAGUCGUAAAGGAGACGAAGCAAAGUGCACAAAUACAUUUUUGUUUGUCGACGUUUGCAAAAGCAGAUGAAAAAAGCAAAACAGUGUAAAAAAUUUGUGAAGUGUAAAAGAAUCGAAAAUUGAGAACACGAAUAAUAGUAACGAAGUGAUCAUAAAUUUUGAAGGUUGUAGUGGCAGUGGCAGUGAAGCCUGGGUAAAAGUGCAUAUCAUGUAAGAAAUUAUGCACAUCUUUGCCAAUUUUUAGAAUAUUAUCCUUUGAAUAAUACUCCAACAUCCUAAUACGUAUACGCACUUGGGGGGAAAAGGAGGACGAGUGAAAAUGGGUGUUAACUACUGCGGCGCUCUUCGAUUUUCUCUAUUCCUUAUUGUACGUGAAACAGUUUGGGGCUGCAAAGGAUGAUCCGAAUAAAAGUUGUUGAAAUGCAAAAUGAAAUUGCUCAAAACCUUUGAGUGAUGUGAUGUAGUAUAAUUCCUACGCGCUUUCUGCAUGAAGCAGAUAUAUACGUACUUAUGUUAAAAUUCUAUAAACUAUAUUAAUAAAUAUUAAUCUGUAUAAAUGUGCUGAAAUUUGAGGAGUGAUUUGUGAAACAUUGUGAAAAUCGAAUGAAUAAUGGUAACGGUGUACGUAUUAUAAUAUAAACUGAAAAAAUAAAAGGGGGAAAAAUAAAUUCUCUGAUUGAUAUUCAAGCAGUUUCUUGCCUUGUUUUCUGAUUGCAUCUGGAGUUGGUAGACAUUGAGUUUUAUUUAGUGUUCUUCAUAUAUAUAUGUAUAUCCUGCGCGACGUCACAGUCAGCGUUGACGAGUUUUAUUGACUUCAUCCUUUUGAUGCAGCUGCUGCGCAGCAGUGUGCUCCACUUACGUGCAUACACAAAGUUUUCAUACUUUAUAUACAUAAUACUACUUUCGGAGGUUUUGUUCACGUGUGUAUGUAGAACGAUUCCCAACAGCAACAAUUGUCAAAACUUGCAUACCUCCAGUGCAAGUAGAAAAUUAAAAUUGUGUUGAAUUAGUGUUAGUGAAAAACAAAAUGCCACCUGCCGCAAUGAUUGGGGUCGCUGAGUUUGUGGAGGAGACUCGCGAUGAUUAUAAUUCUCCAACAACAUCGACGUUUGCCUCCAGAAUGCCAGAUUGCCGUCAAACUAUUGCUAUAUUAGAAGAGCGUCUCGAAUUCGAUCGAGAAGGUCUCACAAAAUUAAAGAAAGCCGUGAAAGCGAUACACAAUUCCGGAAACACACAUGUGGACAACGAAAUGUUUCUGGUACGCGCAUUGGAACGUCUUGGCGGCAAAGUGAUUGACCAAGAUGAGCCGGAUAUCGGUGCUGCUUUUCUCAAGUUUUCCGUCGUUACAAAAGAGCUCAGCGCUUUAAUGAAAACGCUUAUGCAAAAUAUAAACAACAUCAUAAUGUUUCCGGUGGAUUCUAUGUUGAAGAGCGAAUUGCGUGGUGUGAAGGGGGACAUGAAACGACCUUUCGACAAGGCUGCCAAAGAUUACGAAGCGAAAUUUAUAAAGAUCGAAAAGGAGAAGAAGGCGCAGGCCAAAGAGGCAGGUAUGGUGCGCACUGAAAUCGAUGCAGCUGUCGUAGCCGAUGAAAUGGAGAAAGAACGUCGGCUUUACCAGCUGCAGACGUGUGAGUAUUUGUUGAAAUAUAAGGAAAUUAAAACAAAAACUGGUAUUGAGCUGCUGCAGCAUUUCAUCGAGUAUUAUCACGCGCUAAAUAAUUACUUCAAGGAUGGCCUACAAACGAUCGAACACUUUGGCACGUACAUUAGUGAUUUAAGCGAGAAAUUGCAGUUGAUUAAGCAGAAGCAAGAUGAGGAUCGUCGCAGUUUACUCGAUUUGCGAACACUAUUGCGUAGUACGCCCGAUUUUGAGCGAGCGGAUAAUAUGCCGCCAGAGAAGGGUGCUGCAAACGCUGGUGGCUACUCGCUGCAUCAACUGCAAGGCGAUAAACAUCAUGGUGUGACACGUUCGGGUCAUCUAUUGAAAAAGAGCGAAGGCAAAGUGCGUCGCGUCUGGCAAAAAAGGCGUUGUCGUGUAACAGCUGACGGUUUUCUAGACAUCUGCCAUGCGGAUGAAUCGAAGCCGCCGACACGCGUCAAUCUGUUGACAUGCCAAAUCAAGCCAGUACCAGAUGACAAGCGCGGCUUUGAUUUAAUCAGUUAUAAUCGUCCAUACCAUUUUCAAGCCGAAGACGAGGUAGACCAGAAAGCUUGGAUGGCAGUGCUGGUAAACUGCAAGGAAAAAGCUUUAGCUAAAGCAUUCCAACAUGCGAACCCGCAAAUGAGUCCGAGUUUAGUGGAGCUUCAAAAGACUGUUAUACGAUACGUCCAAAUGCUACCGGGAAAUGAUCAAUGUUGUGAUUGUGGCUCUCGCAAUGAUGUUACCUGGAUCAGUCUUAAUUUCGGCAUACUUGUCUGCAUACAAUGCUCGGGUGUGCAUCGUGAUUUGGGCGUACAUCAUUCGCGCAUACAAAGUCUCACUCUAGACAAUUUGACCACCGCGAAUCUGUUGAUUGCACGCGCCAUGGGCAAUAGUACACUAAAUGAAAUUAUGGAGGCAACAUUGGGCAAGGGUAAACUCAUGCCAGAUAGUACAAUGGAAGAGCGAUAUGAUUUCAUACGUGCAAAAUACGUUGCAAAACGUUAUGUGAUGCGCACCUGUGCAGACGAUAAUGAAUUACGUUGUGAUCUCGAACAGGCUAUUGUUAAUGCAGAUAUGAGCCAAUUGCUGCAAGUGUGGGCCGAGGGUGCUGAUCUCACUUGUUGUCUACCAUCUUCGGAUGCGGGCGAGACGGCAUUGCACUUGGCCGUGCUGCGUGAAAUGAUGGGCUCUACAUUGCACGUUGUUGAUUUCCUUAUUCAGAACAUGCCACCAAAGGGUCUCAAUAAGGCCACUAAUCCGCCGAGUAUUAUUGAUGCAAUCGGUAAAAAUACUGCAUUACAUCUAUGUGCAUUGCACGACCGUCGUGAAUGCAUGAAAUUGUUAUUGCGUUCUGGUGCCGAUUAUGAAUUGCGAAAUUCACAAAACAAAACACCACUGGAUAUUGCCAAAGAGAUGGGCCAUAAUGCCUGCAAAGAGCUGAUUGAAUGUGCCAUGCGACGUGAAAAGAGCGCUUUCGAUCACAUUAACACUGAUUGGAAUUUGCCAAAUGAAGAUGGAUCCACCGACUUCUCCGAUGAUGACACGGUGAUCGAUGAGCGGAAGUCGCGUUCACGUCCACCUAGUUUUGCUGGCGGUGACUCGCCGGUACUGCGUUCUCGUUCCUCAACAUGUGAUUCUAUACAAAGCAGUUCUAGUCCGAUUGCCAAUUGCCCAAGUAGGCAGUUCACAUUACCGUCCAGUGUUGCCGCCUAUCCACAAUCGGCGGGCACUUCACCUAAGCAACAUGUCUCAAUGGGUCAGUAUUUAAGUGGUGGUGCUGUAGAUAGCGUUGGCCGUGGUGGCAAUAACGCUGGCGGUGGUGGCUCCAGUCCAAGUUCGGCUUCAAGUCAAAGUGGACGAGCCUCAAGAAGUAUUGUCAACAGUGAGUUGGCACAUAUACCUGGUGCGCGUAAGUCAACAUCCACAGCAAAUAUGAAUUCACUAAAAAAGCGCACUGCACCAGCUCCUCCGCCCGGGGUGGUCUCGACUGUAAACACAACAACGACCAAUUCCAUGUAUGGUACAUUGCCUCAUCCACCGCGUCAUUCACAAAACUUCGACACCAACGAUUUACGAAAUUUGAAUCACAAAAAUCAGUCAAUGGAUGUGGUGUAUGGUACUUUGCCACAUUUACGUUCAAUGGAUGGUAGUCCGCGAAUUAGCGGUAGUCAUGGUACCGUGCAUAAUUUUUACGAACGUUAUGACAAGACGCAAGUGGUAUCACAAGAUCCGAGUGGUGGUGGUGGUGCUGGCAAUAUACUACCAGUCAUGACUACUUUCGGCCAUAAACGUUCACCCAGCGGUGAGUCUGUAAAUCGUAAUUUCCACUUGGCCGGAGCAAAAUUGGUAUUACCGCCAGCAGGUGAAAUUCCCACUUUGAAGCAUGUAGACAAAUCAGCUCUGACACGACCGAAAAUUCCACCCCCAGGACCACCACAAGAACGUGAAAUUUCCAAUGGACAAUCUAAUGAAAGUAUUUGUUCGAUGGAUGACGUGGGACCUGUAGCGCCACCCAGAAAGCUUAUCAAUCAAUCUAUGAAUUAUAGUGAUUACGAACCAUGGCAUACCGAGCUGGAUUCCUCUGGAGUAGGCGGUGGCGGAGGUGAUGGUCGCGGUCGUGGUGGCAGUGGCAGUAGCGGUGGUGGCUUGGAUAACUCAGCUGACUCAAAUCUAUCGUCAAGUGACAAUGACCGCAUCAGUUCUUCACCAGACAAUCAAUUGAAGAGUGGCACCAGCAGCAGUGUUGGUGUAAAAUACAACUAUAAUGGACAUCGUCGUUGUCGCGCCUUGUACGACUGUGCUGCCGAUAAUGACGAUGAGCUGGAAUUCAAGGAAGGUGAAAUAUUAAUCGUGCUUAAUGAGCGCACCGAUGAUGAGAAUUGGAUGGAAGGUGUAAUUGAGGGUGAUCUCACAAGACAUGGCAUGUUUCCUGUUAGCUUUGUACAUAUGCUACCUGAUUAAACGAUUCCAAACUAUGCACCGCAAAGUGGCGGUGGAUUUAACAUCGUAAAGGAAUGCUGCGCAUUAUCCCAACGACUUACUCAGUGUAAAAGUGAAGACAAAGGAACAGGAAAUUGCGGUAAACCUUAAUAAUAAUUGACGCACAGACCAAAACAUAUUAUAAUCUUAUAAAUGUAAAAUGAUCAGUAAAAAACAAAAAUCUGUUUGUUACUUGAUAAAUGAAAACGCUACUACCACUUGCUUUAUACGCUAUUGUCCUGGUGAUAUGCGAAAAAUAAUUAAACAUAUACAUACUCAUAGGUUUACUCUCACUAGAAUGAUCGAUUGCAUUCAGUUCAGAUAGCUUUCAGUCAGACUAAAUAGUAUUAUAACUUCCGAUAGGAGAGCAGGUGUUUCUUAAUAACAAAUUUAUUUAUACGACUAUUUAAUUAUUUGUGUAUGAUUAAAUAUUGCUUAUUAUAAUGAUAUUAAGGUACAAAAGGUAUUAAUUUACCACUGCAAAGCAUGUAAAUGCUGAAUAAAUAAAUAUUUGUGUAGUUAAGUGCAUAUAAAUAUGAUGACAUCAAAUGUGCUCCUGUAUUUUAUUUUUUUAUAUUUUGUCCUUCAAUUUAACAUUUGUUUUUGUAUGAAAUAGCUUCCAAAUCAUUGCUACUUGUAUGCAUAUACUAUGGUCCACAUAAAUAAUUUUGAAAAGUCAAAGAGCACAACAUUUGCGUGUUAUCCUUUUUAUGCCCGAAACCACAGAUAUGUAUCUAUGUCAAAUUUCCACUAAUUUUAGUUCAAGUUCUGAAUUAAAAUUUAAUGAAAAAAUCGUAAAACACGAACAUCAAAAAAGAAAUGGAUUUCGAUUCUUAAAUAAAUUAUAAGCUUAAAACAUAUCGAAA